Molecule: messenger RNA, 2289 nt
Organism: Polypterus senegalus (gray bichir)
Lineage: Eukaryota; Metazoa; Chordata; Cladistia; Polypteriformes; Polypteridae
Product: peroxisomal succinyl-coenzyme A thioesterase-like
Exons: 12
Coding region: 305-1603 (432 amino acids)
Biological process (GO): acyl-CoA metabolic process; fatty acid metabolic process
Molecular function (GO): fatty acyl-CoA hydrolase activity
Source: RefSeq, a predicted model, not a curated record
GCAUGAAAGAAAUGGAGCGGCACGGACACUAGUCCAUGUCCCUGCUGUGUAAAGUUACGCUUGCAGAUUGGCAAAUAAAGCCACGCUGAAACGUAACGUGUAACGUAACCGGCCUCACUCAAGGGCUCAGUCCAGAAUAUCACGUGGCAAGCCACAAAGAUUUGACUAGCGGCUAGUGAGGUGACGGAUGUCGUUCUUCUGCUAAUGUAAAAGGAUUUAUAGUGAAGAUAAAAAAGUCCAGAAUCCACCCAGCCAAUUUACUAAAAUGUCAGGUUGAAUUAUACUCUUGUAAAAGCAGCCAGAAAUGAAGACCAGAAUAUCACCAAAAAUCAUUGCACAACCAGCAAGAGGACUUGUGGAUGAACAGAUAUACAUCCGUGUUUCAAACUUGAUUCCAAAUGAAAAAAUUACCUUGCGAUGUUUACUUCUAUCUGAAGAUAAUGACUUCUGGCAUGCAUAUGGACUGUAUAUCAGUGAUGACAAAGGAGUGGUAAAUGUUGCUGAAGAUGUUUGCCUAGGAGGAUCAUAUACUGGUACAGAGCCAAAUGGAUUAAUUUGGAGUUUAAAACCAGUUCCUGGAAGCAGGCCUGCUCUAAGAUUAAGAAAACACAAUGUAUUUACUCCUUUUCUAUUAAAUGUCUCUGUGCAUAAAGGGCACAUAAAUGGUGAUUUCAAAGAUGCAUCGUCCUUAGCUCUUACUGUAAUAGAACGCUGGUACAUUGCUCCAGGAGUGUCCACAGUAGAAAUUAGGGAGAACUGUAUUCAUGGAACACUUUUCCUUCCACCAGGUCCUGGACCAUUCCCUGGAAUUUUAGACUUAUGGGGAGGAGGAGGUGGACUAGUGGAAUAUCGUGCUGCACUGCUUGCGUCUCAUGGUUAUGCUUCUCUUGCUCUGGAGUACAUAUCCACUCAAAAUACUUCAAUAAAUGUUAAUAAUAUUGGCACUGAGUAUUUUGAGGCAGCAUUUCACUUCCUUAAGAGCCAUCCCAGAGUUUCAAGUGAACAAGUUGGUAUUUUUGGCCUGUCAUUUGGAACAUCAGUGGCUCUUAAUAUUGCAGCUAACAGAAACAGGAUUAGUCCUAGAUGUUUGGUUUGCAUCAGUGGAAGCCAUGCUAUUAAAAUUAAUGGUACCAUUGGUGAUGUUUUUGCAGAUCUGAAAAAAGACGCUGGAAAAGCAAUCGUUGAUGAAAAUAAUCACUUCAUUUGGAAAGAAAUUAUUCUUCCAAGACUUGCUGAUCCAAGUAAGAAAGUUAAAGUGGGAAACAUAAAGUGUCCUGUUUUGUUGAUUGCUGGCGAUGAUGAUCAGAAUUGGCCCGCUGUUGAUUCUGCUAGAGAUAUGGGGCAUAUGAUGAAGGCAGCUGGAAAUGAACAUCUGUUGACCACACUAAUUUAUCCUAAAGCUGGGCAUCUUAUAGAACCACCCUACAGUCCCCAUACUCGUUUCAGCAAUUUUAUUUCUGUAUUUACCCAACAGAAAGUUGUGAUAUUAUGGGGAGGCCAACCAAAGGAGCAUUCAUUUGCACAGGAAGACUCUUGGGAGAAGAUUUUACAUUUUUUAUACCAUCAUCUGUAUAGUUCUAAUAUUGGUUUAUCUAAAUUAUGAUCAUUUUAAUGAUGAUGACUUGUUCCCUUACUUAAAUUGAGAUAAAACUGUUUUGCUGCUGAUUUUUGUUUGUACUUGGAAUCUGAUGCUUCUCCUUUCAGUAUCCAAAAAUAGUUAGGUAGCAUUAAUGUGUUCCACUCACACUCAUACUGCAUUUUCAUAUCUUCAAUAUCCUGGUGAAAUCUUCUGCCAUGUUCAUUUCUGGCAAGUAAUCCAAGAGUGAAUGCAGGAAAAGAAUCUUUAGUGACAUAUUGCACUUCAUUGUUUUGUAUGCUUCAAGCAUGUUGUCAACCACUUGGGCAUAAUUUGGUUCUCUAUAGUCAGGAAGAAAAUUCUCAACAUCAUACUUGAAUGUCUUGCUUUAGUUUUCUCUAGCUCUACUAGCAUCUCUUCAAAGUAUUUGUCAUUGAUGACAUGUUUAAUUUGUAGACCAACAAAAAUUCCAGUUCAUGUAAAAGAUCUGUUUUGCUGUCAACCUACAUAAAGAAAUUUGUCAAAUUCUCUUGGUGGUCGAAAUGACAGAAAUUUUCAUACCUGGCAACAACAAACUCCAACAUUGUGGUUUUGAACCAAGUAGUUCUACUUUUGUUUUUGAAAAACUCAAGCCCUUGCCAGGUCAUUUAAUUCUGACUAUGUUAUUAGUUAAAACUCACCAUACAAAGGCUGGAUCCCUGACAUUUUUCAUA